AUGACUUUAGCUACUGAAUUUGCUGAGACUACCCGCCGUUCGGCCACCGCUCCCGAAUUGAGAAAGAGAGUGUUGCACUUGUACAGAAGAUACAUGAGAUAUUCCAAGGAAUUCUGUGACAUAUACGAGUUGGACAUGCCUGUUGCCAACGUCAAGACCAAAAUCAGACAGGAAUUCGAAAGACAAAGAUUUGUAAAUAACUUGGAUGUCUCCAAUGUUUUGUUAAUGAAGGGGCAAAUGGAAUUCCAGGAAUUAAUCAACUUCUGGAAACAACAAUGUCAUGUCUUGAGAUACUUCGAUGACCAGCACAGCUACAACGUUGUCGACAAGAACGACUUCGUCAAGAACUUCUUGAGAGGAAACUAAAGUGGAUGGUCAAAUACAAUAUACAAGCUUAGAAAAUCUCCACGAACAGGAUACAUAAACAGUAUCCAGCUUCCUUUAACACUUUGUUAAAUUGCAUUAGUUUCGCCAACUACAGUUCACAAUGUUGAUGAAUAGUCGGGUUUAAUGGUAUUCUGAUUCCGAACUAUACUAUUCAUCUGCCUUCAUAAUUCAUAUAAUUUCUUCCAUUAUCGAAGAUUAUUGAAUAACAUUCAUAUACUUCUACAAAAUGUUUAUAUUUAUCAUUAAUUUCACGUUAUAAGUAAC
Scheffersomyces stipitis CBS 6054 is the source of this 651-nucleotide messenger RNA. RefSeq lists its product as uncharacterized. Gene Ontology annotation, biological process: response to oxidative stress. The record is from RefSeq and is a predicted model, not a curated record. The transcript has a single exon. Lineage: Eukaryota; Fungi; Ascomycota; Pichiomycetes; Serinales; Debaryomycetaceae. Bases 1 to 366 code for a protein of 121 amino acids.